CAACAGGUGAAUUGUAACAAGCAAUGAGAGAAACAGAAAAGCCUCAUGGGAAAGUUUUGCAUUUUUUGACGCAGCUGAUAAACGCUAUUCAUAAACUUCGACGUCCGUGAGUCUCCCCUUGCAAUGGCGGUGAACUAAGAUCUGGAAGAACCUGAAGAAAAUGAAGUUUCCAAACCAGGAGCCUGCCUUUUUUCCUGCCGUCGCCAAAAACAUGCAGUAACACCUUUAAACACCAGCUUCCACCCAGCAUAUUUUCUUGCCUUAUUUCUACUCUUCUGUUGUACCAGCAAAGUCUUUCAACACAAUCUACCUGCUACACACAGGUGGUGUUAUUCAUCGCAAAAGCCUCUUCCUCAGCCAAGCAACAGUUUUUUUUCCGCUCUGCAGAAAACCUCCAUUUCCAAAUGAUGCGGACUGACAGCAAAGGCCGAAGUGCCUCCCCUCACAGAAUUACUUAUAAGUCUGAUUUUCAUGCUAUCAAAUGUUCUUUCGACACUGGGACCAGCCUCACACCAGCGACAAAAACUGCGGGCAGACUUCCAUCCAGCUUGUCAAACCCCAUCAUAUCUCACACUAGCACCAGCAGCCGAGGAAGGGUCUCCAGCACCAGGGGGAACAAAAUCAGAGAUAACAUCUUUCUUCAAAUGGACAGCCAGCAGCUGAAACAAGAUGGUCCUGUCCUUAGUUCUGGCUCCACUCCUCUCUUUUCUCCCCAUAACACAAGUCUACAACUGCAGAUUUCCCCUUAUACUGGAUCCAGACAUUCAUUUGGCAGCUCCUCAACUCUGCAAGAUAAACCAUCCAGAUCAGAGGAGAUCACUGAUAUUGAAAGGGCUGCUCUUGCUGAGAAAUUCUCUGUAACACGGAGGUUGUUUGAGACCAAGGUGAUGGAGGUUAGAGGAGAUGGAGCGCAGCCUUUGAGAGGAGUCCCCAGUAGGGGAAGUAAGAGUAUGGAAGACUGGAAAGGAAAAGAGGUUGACGGGAGAGAAGGAGGUGGACAGGAGGGGGAAAAAGAGGAAGAGACAAGAGGGAAACGGUAUCACAUGGAGGAUGUUUGCUUUGAUAAAGAGGAAUCAAUAAAUCCAUGCGUUGUAAAUAUUCCCACGCCUAAGCCUCCACCACUGGCCUUGAUGACAAGCCAACUUAAAUCUUCUGAAUUGGACAGCCCUGGUGAAGCAUCCUAUAAAUCUUCCUCCUAUCAUGACAAAAAGUAUGAAAUUUCAGAAACAAAAUUAGAGGAAGAACAGGCAAUAAAUGGUGUUUGCUUGACCCCUGAACAACCAGUCAGGGCAGAGCUAGUCACUGUCAAGAAUGAGUCCUCAGAGAGUGAUGAAAGCGAAGAGGAAAAAAACAGAUGCUUGCUUAAAGAUGAGGGGGAAAAGAAGAUGAACAAAGAUGUAGGAGAAAGUACUACAGAGCUGGUGGAUGAUGUUUUUGAGGAGCCCAGCAUGGAAAAAAGGCCAGGAGGACCUCAUACACUGCAAAACAGAGAGGAGCUCAGAGCAGGAGAACAUCAGAAGAAGUUACCAACCAGCAGGUUAUGUAAAAGAGAAGAUAACUCUCAGAUAAUUCCUGACGGGGACGGUGGAGGAGACAAGUAUGAGCAGGUGAAUGAACAAUGGGAGGGGCACAGUAGACAGUUUAUUGCAUGGGCUGAGAAGUCAACAGAAAAGGGGAAAAACAUGGAGAAAGGGACAGAUGCAGAAGUAGAAGGACAGAAAGAAGACACGAUGCAGGAUGAGGACAAGGAAGCUGAGUGGGACACUGUGAGAAGGAGGAAAAGUGAAGACAGAGAAGAAGCAGAAGGAAGAGAGAGUCAGACAGAAGAAGAGGAGGAAAGUGAGAGAGAAGAUCCAACAUCUGAGCCGAAGGAGACCAAUGAGGAGGAGAAGCAGGGGGAGUGGUUAGGAGGCCAAGAAGACCAGACAGCUGUUUUUGGGAUUGAGAACGAGGCCUUUGUGCAUGAGCAUUCACCAAAACAGGUGGUGGUAAACACAGCACAUGCAGAAAGCCCAAUUUCAUAUGAAUAUGUGGAAAUUCCUGGUGUGCCUGAACUGUCUGAUGUGGAGGAUGAGAAUGAAGAGGAAGCUGCAGACAGAAAGGUGAAGUUCUCCUCAGCACCAAUCAAGGUUUACAACACUUACUCUAAUGCAGAAUAUGACCGACACAAUGAGGAUAUCGACCCAGUGUCUGCUUCAGCUGAGUAUGAGCUUGAGAAGAGAGUGGACAGGAUGGAUGUGUUUCCAGUGGAGAUAGAAAAAGGUGAUGAAGGUCUGGGCAUCAGUAUUAUAGGAAUGGGUGUAGGAGCAGACCAGGGACUGGAAAAACUUGGCAUCUUUGUGAAGACGGUCACUGAAGGAGGCGCAACACAGAAAGAUGGAAGGAUUCAGGUGAAUGACCAGAUAGUGGAGGUGGACGGGGUGAGUUUGGUUGGAGUCUCCCAGCUGUUUGCAGCCACAGUACUCAAGAACACAUCUGGCCUUGUCAAGUUCCUGAUUGGUCGAGAGAAGGAGGGGGUGGAGAGCGAGGUGGCGCGACUAAUCAAUGAAAGCCUGGAAAUGGAUAAAACAUCCAGACAGAGCGGAGACAUGGGUGGUGAUGAGGACAACAAGGGAGGCAUGUCAGAGAGGGGGUCAUUUGCAGAGGAAGAGGAAGACGAUGAUGAAGAGGAUGUAGACUUUCUUUCCUCUCUGGACAAUGAGCAGCUCUGCCUUAAAUACCAGCAGCUUCAGUCUAAACUACGUAGCAGAGCAUCUGAACUUCACAUUGCAAGAGCAAAGUUGAAGGCAUGGGAGGAGCGACAGGCCUGUUGGGAGAGCCAGAAGGCAGAGUUGGAGCAAAGAGCGGAGGAUGGAGAAGAUAAAGCUGACAAACUAGAGAAGUAUUGGCAGGAGGCCCAGACUCUGUGCAGGGUGGUGAGCCAGAGACUGGCUGAUGCUCAGAGCCAAUCAGAGAGCCUGGAGAUCAAAUACAGCAAGGCCAAGAGGCUAGUACGAGAAUACCAGAGCAGGGAAGACGAGAGGGAGCAAAGAGAAGCCGAUUUGAGGAGGGAAAUGGAGGAGAGAGAUAAGCAGCACAGAGAGACAGUUGAAAGACUACAAAUCCAGAUAGCACAGCUGGAGAGAAAAGAGCCUGCAUCUGAGGGACAAAAAAGCUCAUCUACAGGUCCAGACUGGUAUAUGCCCGUUCCUGAUACAGGACGUCUGGACUGCAGCGCUCACAUAGCCAGAGCUCACCUGGCUCAGAAAUCAAAGCGUCACCCACCAUCCAGAGACAAACUCAGAGAAAGCUUUAGAAAACAGGAAGAAGAACCUCAGAAAGCAGAGAGCCCAUCACUGUUAGCAUCUUCAGCAGUACAAAGGAUCAGCAGAAGUGAUCUCUCCAGUUCCUCGUCAUUCCCAGUUCUCAGUCCUCAACCUCCUGCUGGUGCAGUCUUUACCCCUCCUGUCUAUAGAAAUGACAUUGUUACCCCCUCACCCUGCAAAUCCUCUGCCUCUAGGAAGUCCAAAAGGAAAUUUCCUGAUUUCAGUGGCCUUAGAAAGUCACUCAGCAAAAGGAGAAGUGAGAAACAUCGUAAAAGGAUCCUGAACAACAGAGCUUCCUGUGGUGACCUUGUGGACGAGCCCACUGGAGGCUCUCCGUCAGGCUCUGUCAGCUCCAUGCCUUCCUGCCUGCCAUUUCCCUGGUUUGGAGAGCGAGGGAGAGACAAAGAAGUGGAUGUGGAGCGAGGCAGGGAGAGACUCCGCUCUGUGUCGAGCAGCAGUCUGCCCUACUUGACCACCACAGGUAGAAGAGAUCAGACAUUGGACGAUGACCCACUUCCCACCAACAACAACCACCAGUGGCAGAGUCGACCUGUGUUGGAGUGGAACAACCAGCAGGUGUGUCUGUGGUUAAUCGCCAUGAACAUGGACCAGUAUACAUCAACGUUUGCUGCUCGAGGUGUAGACGGAGCACAGCUGCUUAACUUGGACAGUGAGAAACUCAAGGCUCUGGGGGUGAGCAGUCACAGUGAUCGGUCUACCCUGAAGAAGAAGCUGAAGGAGAUCAAGAAAAGCGAGGAGAGGGAACAGAGGAAAGGAGAAAAGAGGCUGAAAGAUGGAUAUGAGAAAGAAAAGAAUUCAGUAUUAGAUAAGGAAAAUGAUGAGAGGGUAAGGAUGAAUUUUGAGGAGCGGUCUGUAAAGGAUAUCAGACGGAGUGGAAAAACUAUCAGAACUGAGUCGCUCUUAUAAAAGUGAUGUCAGAGAUGUUCCACCAGCAUGAGGCUGCUUGUAGACUAACGCACAAAAACACUCCAACCAAUUUCCGUUAAAGACAUAGCUAUGUGACGGCACACGUCUUAAAUCUUGUAGGAUUAAAAAAAAAAAAACACUUCUCUGUUUUAGCUGGUACAAACGUCUAUGAGUAAAGGUUUACUUGAGCACCAAAGUUCACCACAUACAUGUCAGGUUUAAAGUGUGUGACAUUUUGCCACAGUUUUUCAGUAUUUUCUUUUUUUAAAUCAUGAAAUUUAAAUUAUAAUUACAAUAAUUUUAAUAUAUAACGCUGUGCUGAUUUAAGCACAAAUGUAU
This is a messenger RNA of Cheilinus undulatus (humphead wrasse), 4571 nucleotides long. Its product is annotated as neurabin-1-like. Lineage: Eukaryota; Metazoa; Chordata; Actinopteri; Labriformes; Labridae. Gene Ontology annotation, cellular component: actin cytoskeleton; cytoplasm; dendrite. The coding region runs from base 405 to 4232 and encodes 1275 amino acids. The transcript is spliced from 18 exons. Gene Ontology annotation, molecular function: actin filament binding. Gene Ontology annotation, biological process: neuron projection development; calcium-mediated signaling; actin filament organization. The record is from RefSeq and is a predicted model, not a curated record.